Messenger RNA from Calliphora vicina (urban bluebottle blowfly), 926 nucleotides. RefSeq lists its product as uncharacterized. The record is from RefSeq and is a predicted model, not a curated record. The coding region runs from base 310 to 699 and encodes 129 amino acids. The transcript has 3 exons. NCBI's taxonomy places the organism in Eukaryota, Metazoa, Arthropoda, Insecta, Diptera, Calliphoridae.
AAUGAUCUCAUCAGUCUAAUUUAAAUACUUUGAGAGUACGGAACAUCCACUACUAAAUAAUUCGAAAAAUAGUGUGUGCGAUUAACUUAUCGGGAUUUAAAAAAAAAAAGAAUUUAAAGAGAAACGGAGCGAAGUACAAACAACAUUAAACCGAUUCAAAAUAUAAAUCAAGGGCAAAUGUGUAGACAGCAGUUUUAAGUUUUUGUUAUUGCAGUCGUCAUUCAUCAUCAUACAACCAACAACAUCCUCUCGGCACUCUACGUCAACAUUUAGCGUUUAAAACAAUUAUUAUACCCAUUUUAUAUAAAGAUGUCACGAACCGUCAGAUUUUCUUGUUACAGAUAUUUCAAAGUAAUCUAUAUUGUUGCCGGAAUUCUAUUGAGUAACGAGGACAUUUGUGAAACAGUAGAUCAAAUCCAAAUAGCACCACGUGUUGAAAUGAAAGAAAAAAUUAGUCAUCAGCAGACAACGAAAAAGGUGCAACGUCUUGCAGUAAGCGAGAAAAAAUCGGCACUCAGCAGCAGUUGGUAUCACAAAUUCAAUGUAUUUCGUAUGUUAAAUCGAAUUAAGAGUCGCAUACGGCCCCAAUGGAGCGCCUUUAGUGUGUGGACCAUACCCAACUACUUUAUACAGUGUUCGUCGAAUUUACUCUAUCGUACGUUUGUUAUAAACAGUGACUGUGAUUUAAUUUAUAAAUAAAAUUAAAGUAAAUUUUAAAAAUUAAAAUUAUAAAACGAUUUCCUGUAGUUAAAUAACAAAAACUCAAUACUCAGCUAGACGUUUACGAAGCAUUUAAUAAUUUGUUUGUGUUUUCUUUUUUUUUUUUGAUUUAAGCAAUUUAAAUAGAAUAUGACUUGUUAUUAAUUAAUUUUUAAGACAUUAACAAUUAGAAUACUUAAAUAAAAGUGGCUUUAGUAAUGUUAAAA